UCUGAAAUCAUGCUGCUUCAGAAAGAAUGGGGGUGUAGUUUGCUCUGAAUCAAUGAUGGGUUAUGAUUAAUGACUCAUGGCACAUUUUAUAUGAUCAAGUUCACUUUUAAUUGAUUUUGAAUUGCUUACUUAUUUGUUGUGUGCCGUGUCUAAUCAGCAUUUUUAAACAACUGUUACUCUUCGUUUGCAUUUGUUGAGUCUCCUCCGGCUAUGAGUUGGUUAGGGCUGGCUGCUGGUAUUUGUUCAUGCACUAUGGCAAAACAUCAUUCAGAUUUUCACAGCAAUAUGCCAUUUGACAUCUGUCACAGACACUUCUUGAAAGCAUGAACAUGAAUCAGUAGCUGUAGCUUUUCGUCUAGUCUGGAGUUUUCGUGCUUGAUACCGAUCACUGCAAUAAGAUGCUGGAUGCAUUGCACCCAAGAAAGUCAGCGGCUGAAAUUUAGCGUUUCAGAAACGUUCAGAAAUGUAUUUUUUGACACACUCUGUUAUUAAAAUGUAUCUUUUAGAGCUUCUUCUAAUGGAUCUUCGUAUAGAUCAAAGUUAGAUGGCAUCCAGUUAAUUCCUGGAACAAGGCUUUUCCUAUCCCAUUUUGUUGCGUGUCGCAUAACAAGCAUUUAUGGGAGGAAAACUCUGCUCUGGUAUUGCUCUGGUGUUGGCGCCCGAACUGAGUGACUCAAACCCAUCUUGUGUGUCUGAUUUUUAUUUUAUUUGUUCAUUUUUUUCCCCCUUUCCCCUCUGGAUGAGAAGGCUUUCUGAUUGUUUCCUUUCCAGCACUUACCCGCUGUUUCGAUCAGUUGCGAAAGCCGUGUCCAGGCCUGAUUUGUCUGGAAUGAGGUCAUGGAAGAAGCCGGGGAGGUCUUUGUGGCCCGAAAGGACUACUCGUUACCUGUGGGCAAUCACACGGCUAAUUCUGGGCUCGCCCCUUUCAGACCGAGACAAGAAGAGGUCUGCCAUGCCUGGUUCUCCUGUGGAUGUCAAAGCUCAUUCCAGACCAGCGCCUUCUGCUAUGCCCCCUCUGCCCUCUGCCAACCCCAGCGGGCCUCGCCCCGUCUCCUUCCCUUCUGCCACACUGACCAAUGGGAUUAAUAACUCCCCACCUACUUUGAAUGCAGUUCCCUCCCCGCCCCAGCACUAUAGCAACGGGCCGGCGUCAUCCUCAUCAUCUCUGGCCAAUCAGCAGCUGCCCGCCACCUGCGGGGCCCGGCAGCUCAGCAAGCUGAAGCGUUUCCUGACGACGCUGCAGCAGUUCGGGAGCGACAUCUCGCCGGAGAUCGGGGAGAGCGUGCGCAGCUUGGUGCUGGCGCUGGUGAACUCCACCGUCACCAUCGAGGAAUUUCACUCCAGACUACAGGAGGCGACUAACUUCCCCCUGCGGCCGUUCGUCAUCCCCUUCCUAAAGGCCAACCUACCCCUCCUGCAGAGGGAGCUCUUGCACUGCGCCCGGGCCGCCAAGCAGACGCCCGCCCAGUACCUCUCUCAGCAUGAGCACCUGCUGCUCAGCACCACACUGGCAUCGCCGUCCGACUCCUCGGAGCUGCUCCUGGGGCCCGGCGAGAACGCCAAGAGACACAGCCCCAGCACGGCUAAAGAGAAUGGCUUUCACGAGAGGCCCCCAGGUCCCCUGGAACCCCCUGCUAAGCGCAUCUGCACCAUCAGCCCCGCCCCCAGGCACAGCCCUGCCCACCCCCUGCCUCUGACUGGCCAGCUGCACCCGACGCCCCCGCCCCUGCAGCACUACGCCCUGGAGGACAUAGCUGUACCACACCUGUAUCGCGAGCCCCAGAGGCUGCUGGAGCUGCGAGACCUCAAGGACAGGCCGCGCCUCUCAGGCACCAACGGAGCCUUCCGCGAGGAGCCCGUGGACCACAGGCUGACGGAGAGAGAGUGGUCAGAUGAGUGGAGGCACCUCGAUCACGUGCUGAACUGCAUCGUGGACAUGGUGGAGAAGACGCGCCGCUCAGUCAGCGUGCUCCGCCGCUGUCAGGAGGCCGACCGGCAGGAGCUGCACUAUUGGAGGAGGCGCUCCAGUGAGCAGGAGGAGGCCGGGAAGAGCGGCUCCAGCUUCCCCAAAGCCCAGAGCCCGCGGCUGGGUGAGGGAGGACAGACCGAAAACCAGAGAGACUUUGUGCUGAGGCUUGGCUCUGCGUACGUGCCGGACGAGAUUUGGAGGAAAGCUGAGGAGGCUGUCAAUGAAGUGAAGCGGCAGGCAAUGGACGAGGUCCAGAAGGCGGUGGCUGAGGCCGAGCAGAAAGCCUUCGAGAUGAUCGCUGCCGAGAGGGCCAAGAUGGAGAGGACCCUCGCCGAGGCCAAGAGGAAGGCCACCGAGGACGCCUUCCAGGUCAUCAACGAGCAGGAAGACUCCAGCGAGUGCUGCUGGAACUGCGGGCGCAAGGCCAGCGAGACGUGCAGCGGCUGCAACGCUGCGCGCUACUGCGGUUCCUUCUGCCAGCACAAGGACUGGGAGAGACACCACCUAAUCUGCAGCCCGGGCCUGCAGGCCCAGCCCAAGGCCCACUCCACUGCGGCUGCCAGGGCGACCGGGAAGGCUGACAGUGCCCCCACGCCCAGCCCUGGCACAGAGAAGGUUCCGGUCACUUCCAGAUCCUCUACUCCAACACCUGUUCCUGCUCCUGAGACCAAUGGACACUAAUUCAAGUCUGGACAUCCAACAGGACCUGACCAACAAGGAUAUUCAGCUAUCCACCAUUGUGGUCAAAAGGAGCUUAAAUGGGUUCUGGAUCCAGGAUUUUGAAAAUCCAGUUUUAAAAAACAGACUGUGAUCCCUCUUAAGACUAGGAAGAGGGGACCCUCCAUCCUCUGUUGGACACAUGGAUGAGUCAGUGUCUCUAUCUCGUCUGUGGAAAAAAAAAUCUAGAUUCUGGGCAAACUGAAACACGGGACUGAUAACGACACAAGGUUUGAAUUUUCACGUAAAAAUCCUUCCGCAUCUGAAGCUGUAACGUUAAGAACUUCCAUCAGGGUUUCCCUUCGUAUGGUCACUGCAUAUUCCACAUAUCAGCUUUAUCGUUUGUAUAUAUUGCUGAGAGAAUUAAAUCAACUUGAUGCUGGCCUUAUAAUUGCAUCUAUAUUGACCAUGCAUAUUUCACUGAAAAUGAUACAGAUUCUGUACUUAUCUUUCAAAAUGAUAAUCUGUCAUUCAUAUCGUAUGUCCUCAAAGAGUUACCUUUGGUUUCCCCAUAUCCUGUGUUUGUUUUUAAAUCAGUGGUCGCUCCGGAGAUUAACUGGACAUAACUACCCUAAUGCUAAAUAUUAUUAUGCUUCAGAGAUUACUAUAUUCAGGUAUACAAAGUAAGUUUAUGCCACCGAAAUAUUCUGGUAUGUUUUUCGUACCUGCAUGUUGCCACACGCAUCAGAAAUACAGAAACACCUUACCUUAUGUUGAUAUUAUGUGAAGUUGUGUUCAGUUGUGCACAAAAAAUGCUCACUGCCGGGAAAAUGACAUGGGAAUGAUGUACAACACAACUGGCCAAGCUAACUGUUCGAAGAACCAGGUCAGAAAUUUUAUUUUUAAAACGGUACCACUUUACUUUUUUUGUUGUUGUAUUUUUCACAGUUUUAUUGAUCUCAGGAGGAUAUUGUACAUUUGGUUUUGUUUAUUUCACUGUUAAAUAAAAUAAAAAAAUAUAGAAUGUC
Molecule: messenger RNA, 3654 nt
Organism: Brienomyrus brachyistius
Lineage: Eukaryota; Metazoa; Chordata; Actinopteri; Osteoglossiformes; Mormyridae
Product: protein CBFA2T2-like
Exons: 10
Coding region: 617-2650 (677 amino acids)
Biological process (GO): negative regulation of DNA-templated transcription; DNA-templated transcription
Cellular component (GO): nucleus
Molecular function (GO): transcription corepressor activity
Source: RefSeq, a predicted model, not a curated record